Amoebophrya sp. A120 is the source of this 1386-nucleotide messenger RNA. The record is from the annotation of a GenBank genome assembly. NCBI's taxonomy places the organism in Eukaryota, Dinophyceae, Syndiniales, Amoebophryaceae.
GUCUGCUUCAUGAAAAAUUUUGAGCUUCUUUUUGAGACGAGAGAUCAGCGGCUGCCUCGCGACCUCUGUCGCGCUUCAUUUCUUGUUUCACGAUAACGUAUAAAUUGUGUUUGUGCUACUUGACUGCAGCCUACGAAUCAGGGUUAAGCAAUAGAUACCGGAGCCGUCUCAAGAACCUGAUUUUUUUUCGGUUAUUCGAAUACUUUCGCAAGAUGCCGUCCGUUGUCGCCAACUUCCGCAAGUCCGGCGUUGCUUUGCAAGUCCUCGUCUUUUGUUCCCAGGAUCAUGCCUCUUCCGCUUUUGCUGUCAGCAUCCCAGCGAAAACAACGAAAACUGCAGUCACUGGUCAAAACGAGAAGACUUCCACAGCCGUCGAGGACCCGGCUUGGAAAGACGAGGUGGCGCGGCUGUUGACCGGCGUGAUUGGGAAUUUGGAAGGAGCUACGACUUCUUCCAAAAACAAAAAGCCCUUCUCCCUCCUCUCCCAGGAUGAAAUCAUGCACGAAUUAACCAAAUCCGCCGAGCAAGAGCUCGACUCCAUCGUCGAUGCGGUAGCGAUAUCCAAUGCAAAAGUACUAAAUGUGGUAGUCGUACUAAUCCAUGUAUGACAGUCAGAUCCCCGUUUUGAUGGAAAGCUGCAUCAUCUUCAUCUUUGAAAAGAUAAUUUGUAUUGCAAUGCGCGAUGCUCAUGUUCUGUUGCUUUUGCAAGGCAUAAUCGAACUUGUCGGAGGAGGACGUUACGGAGGAGGACUACGGUUUUUCGAACGAUGAAGAAUCUGACGGCGACGCGGCGACAACCACAACUUCUGACGCGCAGGACCAGCUGCAAGAAGACGCUUCGACGUCUGAGGACGCGCAAGAAGACGACGAGGAACAGCUGCAAAUGGAAGAGGACGACGGUGAUGAGGACAGCACGGCGUUUCUGUCUUUGACGGGCUCGGAUCAGGAACAGGAUGAAAAUGAGAACGAAAACGAAGAGGAAAACCUGUUGUCCAUGGAGGAUACGUUGAGUUUUAUCUCCGACAAGGAAGAGGACGGCGAACAGGAUGGGAAAAAGUACAUCCCGGAGUCGACCAAGAAGGAGGUCGCGAAAAUCUUGAACGGCAUCAUCGGCCGCCUGUCCAAGCCGCACUAGAUGAAUCGUUGUGAGAAUCAGUAAAAACGCGGGAGGUGGUGAUAGAUGUUGUGAAAGGCUUUGAAUUUUUUUUUUCCCAGUGGUUUCGUUUCUGAAAAUGAUUGUGAUUCAGUUUUGCAGAUCAUGAAAUAUACUUAGGUAUACGACGUCUCUGUCAUCUUUUCCGAAUGAUUGUGAUAGCACCCCCGUAGAAGGAGUUACUAUCGAUCGCCACGCAUUGUAUGUUUUCCGCCGGCGAAAGUGUGUCUGAC